GAUUUGCGUGCUAUAUCCGAAUGGUGUAUUUACCCAUGUCUUAUAUUUAUGGAAGGAAGUUUGUUGGCAGAGUCACACCAGUUAUACUGGAACUAAGAAAUGAACUCUACAGGGUCCCCUACGAUGAGAUUGACUGGAACAAAGCUCGAACUGAAUGUGCUAAGGAAGAUAUGUACAAUCCACAUUCAUUAGUCAAGGAUAUACUCUCGUUCAUUCUCCAGAAGUUUGUUGAACCUGUUUUGUCACAUUGGCCUGGGAAAAAACUAAGGGAGAAAGCUCUGGCUAAUGUCAUGAGGCACAUUCACUAUGAAGAUGAGUGCACUCGAUACGUCAACCUUGGUGCUGUACCCAAGCCGUUAAAUAUGCUUGCUUGCUGGAUUGAAGAUCCAAACUCAGAGGCAUUCAAAUGCCAUAUUCCACGAGUAUAUGAUUACAUAUGGAUUGCUGAAGAUGGCAUGAAGAUGCAGAUUUAUGAUGGCAGCCAAGUCUGGGACGCAGGUUUCACUGUUGAGGCCCUUGUGGGUACUGACCUUGUCAAUGAGCUUGGACCAACUCUUAAAAGAGCGCACUCUUUCCUUAAGAAUUCACAGUUGCUUGAGGAUUUCCCCGGAGAUUUCAACCACACGUAUCGCCACAUUUGCAAAGGUGGUUGGACAUUUACUACAGCUGAUGAUGGUUGGCAAGUUUCAGAUUGCACUGCAACAGCAUUAAAGGCGUGUCUGUUGUUAUCAAAGAUGUCUCCUGAAAUCGUUGGAAAACCGUUGGAAAUUUAUAGGCAAUAUGAUGGUAUCAAUGUUCUGAUGUCUUUCAUGAAUAAGGAUGGUGGAUUUUCAUCAUUUGAACUCGUAAGGUCUUAUGCAUGGUUGGAGGAUUUUAAUCCUUCAGACUCAUUUGGGCGCGUUAUGAUUGAAUACCCGUAUGUCGAAUGUACAUCGUCAUCAAUUCAGUGUCUAGCAUUAUUCAGAGAACUUAACCCCGGGCACCGCAAGGAAGAGGUGGAAAAUUGUAUCAGAAAAGGCGCUGAUUUCAUUGAGAGUUCUCAAAGAAGUGAUGGUUCAUGGUAUGGUUCGUGGGGUAUUUGUUUCACGUAUGCCACAUGGUUUGGUGUGGCAGGAUUAGUUUCUGUUGGCAAGACAUUCGAGAAUAGUGUUGCGAUCAGAAAGGCUUGUGACUUUCUCUUGUCAAAAGAGCUUCCUUCUGGUGGCUGGGGAGAGAGCUAUCUGUCAAGUCAUGACGAGGUUUACACAAAUCUUAAAGGCAAUCGACCUCAUGGUACACACACUGCAUGGGCCAUGCUAUCACUAAUUGAUGCAGGACAGGAGGAAAGAGAUCCAAUGCCUCUACAUCGAGCAGCAAAGGUUUUGCUAAAUUUACAAUUGGAUGAUGGAGAAUUUCCACAACAGGAGAUCAUUGGAGUUUUUCUCCAAACUGCCAUGGCCAGUUACUCCCAUUACAGGAAUGUCUUCCCUAUCUGGGCUCUCACAGAAUACCGUCGUCGAGUAUUGCUUGCAGGCAGGAAAUAGGCGCUUGAUUUAAAGACGUACAGCAAGCUCUCGGCGUGUGAGAUGCAAAAGUUACCUCUUACUCCUUGCACCUUGUACUAUGUUUCUCUAUCUUUUGUUUGCUUUAUACUCUAUUCUAGCAAUUGUAUUUUCUAAGAAUAAGAUGUGUAAUCGUAAGUAACCAGUUCUGUUUAAUGGUUGUUCCUUUUCUUUGUAAUAAAAAAUGUAACCGAUAGUACUGCUUCUUUAUAUAGUUACAAUAUAAUAAAAAGACGGUUGCUAC
Molecule: messenger RNA, 1785 nt
Organism: Hordeum vulgare subsp. vulgare (domesticated barley)
Lineage: Eukaryota; Viridiplantae; Streptophyta; Magnoliopsida; Poales; Poaceae
Product: parkeol synthase-like
Exons: 13
Coding region: 21-1523 (500 amino acids)
Biological process (GO): triterpenoid biosynthetic process
Cellular component (GO): lipid droplet
Molecular function (GO): intramolecular transferase activity
Source: RefSeq, a predicted model, not a curated record